Messenger RNA from Lutzomyia longipalpis, 2652 nucleotides. RefSeq names its product kelch-like protein diablo (gene dbo). The record is from RefSeq and is a predicted model, not a curated record. The transcript is spliced from 4 exons. Gene Ontology annotation, molecular function: protein binding. NCBI's taxonomy places the organism in Eukaryota, Metazoa, Arthropoda, Insecta, Diptera, Psychodidae. Bases 264 to 2033 code for a protein of 589 amino acids.
AAUAUGUUGGAUAACGCGGAUAACGCCAUAUGCCAAAAAUUACAGGUGCAAAAAGAAACUUUCGAGGGUGAUUUUCUGCAAUUUUCUCCCAUUUCCCAAUAUAUUUUCCCCAUAAAAUAAUGUUAAGUAAACCCGUGAGUUUGUGUAGAGUGUGAAAAUCUAGGAAAAUAGAGGAUUUUCUGUGUGAGCGGACGAAAAAAGCUACAAAGAUUGACACCGUGUGGGGGUGGGCGAGCGCCCCACUGCGCUUGGCGGCGAAUAGGAUGAGCGACGCCCUACUGGGUGACCGCGCCCCAUCGCCCGCACGCUUAGCACAUACAUCGGAUAAGCAUCCCCGGGGCACCCUUGCGGAACUCAACGUUCUCCGGCGUCACCAUGAGCUGUGCGAUGUGAUCCUCAAUGUGGGUGGGAGGAAGAUCUUUGCACACAGAGUAAUCCUAUCGGCAUGCAGCCCGUACUUUCGGGCCAUGUUCACGGGGGAACUGGAGGAAUCGCGCCAGACGGAGGUCACCAUCCGUGACAUCGAUGAGAAUGCCAUGGAAUUGCUUAUUGACUUCUGCUACACAUCCCACAUUGUGGUGGAGGAGUCAAAUGUGCAAACCCUCCUACCGGCUGCGUGCCUCCUGCAGCUGGCUGAGAUCCAGGACAUUUGCUGUGAAUUCCUCAAGCGACAGCUCGAUCCAACCAACUGCCUGGGCAUUAGAGCUUUCGCCGACACACACUCAUGCCGCGAGCUCCUCCGCAUUGCUGACAAAUUCACGCAACAUAAUUUUCAGGAGGUGAUGGAGAGCGAGGAAUUCCUUCUACUCCCCGUGGGCCAACUCGUGGACAUUAUUUGCAGUGAUGAGCUCAAUGUACGCUCCGAGGAGCAAGUUUUCAAUGCUGUAAUGGCAUGGCUCAAAUACAACGUUGCCGAUCGGCGACAGCACCUAGCGCAGGUGCUGCAGCACGUACGACUGCCACUACUCAGCCCCAAAUUCCUCGUUGGCACCGUUGGAUCGGAUCUUCUUGUGCGGAGUGAUGAAGCCUGCCGGGAUCUUGUGGAUGAGGCAAAGAACUACCUGCUUCUUCCGCAAGAGAGGCCACUAAUGCAGGGACCACGUACACGGCCAAGGAAGCCAACAAGACGCGGAGAGGUGCUCUUUGCUGUUGGAGGAUGGUGCUCUGGUGAUGCCAUUGCGAGCGUGGAGAAAUUCGAUCCACAGACGAAUGAUUGGAAAAUGGUGGCGCCCAUGAGUAAGCGUCGCUGUGGCGUCGGUGUGGCCGUACUCAAUGAUCUCUUGUACGCCGUUGGUGGUCACGAUGGGCAGAGCUAUCUCAACAGCAUCGAACGCUACGAUCCGCAGACAAAUCAGUGGUCAUGCGAUGUGGCACCCACAACUUCUUGCCGCACAAGUGUCGGUGUGGCUGUGCUCGAUGGAUUUCUGUAUGCAGUUGGUGGUCAAGAUGGGGUACAGUGCCUCAAUCAUGUGGAACGGUAUGAUCCGAAGGAGAAUAAAUGGGCGAAAGUGGCACCGAUGACAACAAGACGCUUGGGUGUUGCUGUAGCCGUUCUCGGGGGGUAUCUCUACGCAAUUGGGGGGAGUGAUGGGCAGUGCCCCCUCAAUACGGUUGAACGCUUCGAUCCGCGACAGAAUAAGUGGUGUGCUGUUAGCCCCAUGUCCACGCGUCGGAAGCACCUGGGUUGCGCUGUGUUCAACAACUACAUCUACGCCGUGGGUGGACGGGAUGAUUGCAUGGAAUUGUCAUCGGCUGAACGCUACAAUCCGCACACAAAUACAUGGAGUCCCAUUGUAGCCAUGACGUCGCGACGUAGCGGCGUGGGGCUUGCCGUUGUCAAUGGGCAGCUGUACGCUGUUGGGGGAUUCGAUGGCACAGCUUACCUCAAGACAAUUGAGGUGUACGAUCCGGAGACAAAUCAAUGGCGCCUCUGUGGCUACAUGAACUACAGGCGCUUAGGCGGUGGAGUUGGUGUCAUGAGGGCACCACAAACUGAGAAUUACAUGUGGGUUCGAAAGGAUUCAGUAGUAUAGGCAAAAAAUGGAUUAAAAGUGAAUCCAUUUGAUGCUUCAAUUUAUUUAUUUUAAUCUCUCUUAGACGAUAAAAUGAAAAAGAAAAGAUAAAAUAGAGAUUAAUCCUUUAUGAUGAAUUUGGAUGAAAGCGGAAGUCACGUAAGUACAGCAUAAUAUAACUAAUUUCCUCUCAAAGUCGUUUCAUCUCUGCAAAAAACAAACAAACACAAAAAUAGCAAUAACGUCUUCACGAAUCACACACAAAACACCCUUUUAAUGGCACUCCUUGGGGGUAAAAAAUAAAUAAAAUAAUUCUGCCAAAAUGCCCUCUUCAUCUCUCUAUUAAAAAAAGAAACGUUGAGUAUUAUAAUUUUAUUCUAACGCGAAUAGAGAAAAAAAAUAAAAUUAACAUAAAUAGAAAUUUCUCAAAGAAAAAAAGACGCUUCAAAAGAUUUUUCUCUCACAACACAAAACGUCUCAUUAGAUUGACUCCAAAAAGUGGAUUUUUAGGUGAUUCUAAGCUAAGAAGAGGAAGGUUUUCGUUGGAGGAUUAGCAAUUUGAAUUGUAAGAUGUUAUGUAGCUUCUAUGUGAGAGAGAGAAAAAAUAUUAUUAUAUAUAAAUAAAAUAGACAAAAAUAUA